This is a messenger RNA of Pomacea canaliculata, 3997 nucleotides long. Its product is annotated as platelet-activating factor acetylhydrolase 2, cytoplasmic-like. Bases 122 to 1513 code for a protein of 463 amino acids. The record is from RefSeq and is a predicted model, not a curated record. The transcript has 9 exons. Lineage: Eukaryota; Metazoa; Mollusca; Gastropoda; Architaenioglossa; Ampullariidae. Gene Ontology annotation, molecular function: 1-alkyl-2-acetylglycerophosphocholine esterase activity.
GUUCACAGCCAUCGAAACGCUAUUUAGCGCCGACAAAAACAGAGCAGACGUCUGCGCCUCGCCCAUGAAGUGUGGAGGAUGAGCCAUUCCCAGCCACUCUGAAGCCGUCCACAUAAGUAAAAUGACUUGCCUGGGUAUUAAAGUUGACUCCAAGUUUAGCGGAAACUCAAGUGAAGCAGAAAUGAAAGACUUGGAAGCAGACGUCAAAAUGACAGCCAAGAGGCGAAUUCGGAGGCAUUUACCCGUUGCGAAAGGACCUCACACUGUCGGUGUUGUUGAUAUCAUGUGCGAGAGAGGCGAAAACGGGAUUUUCUUUCGAUUGUAUUAUCCAACAACAAGGACAGACAUUUAUACCCGGGACCGGCAAUGGCCGCUGUGGCUGCCUCACAAAAAGUAUGCCCUGGGUUACGUCCACUUCCUGCAAUGGAACCCGGCCAUUUUCGGCAAGAUCUUCAACUGGCUUGGGGGUGAUGUGUAUGUACCCGCCUUAUGGCAGGCGCUUCUUCUCAAGUCCAACACGCCUUACCCAGUGCUCGUCUUCUCCCAUGGCUUGGGCGGAAAUCGAACCUCGAACACCUCCUUCUGUGUCGAGCUGGCUUCUCGGGGCUUCGUCGUGGCGGCCAUAGAACACAGAGAUGGCUCUGCAUCAAUGACUUUAUGCCUUAAAAACAACAACCAUUCAACCAUCCGUGCCUGCUCUGACUACAACAAUGAAACAAAUGAUGGGCAUAUCAACAAAAAAAGUGAGCAUGGUCAUCAGAAUCAGCAUCAGAACCACCAUCACUGUAGCCACCAUAAACUAAGUGAAGGCCACCACUGCAACUACUUCAAGGAAGAGUGGAAGUGGUUUGAGCAUGUGGACAAGUGGGAUGACUUUGAUUACAGAAAUGGCCAGAUGUACAAGAGAGCAGAAGAGUGCAGGCAUGUCCUUGAUCUUCUGACAGAAAUGAAUGCAGGUGCCACUCUUCACAAUACACUAGGCAUUGCAUUUGACACCAAACAGUUCAAGAAUCAGCUGGAUCUGAAGAAGGUCUGUGUUGCUGGCCAUUCUUUUGGUGGUGCCACUUGCCUGGCCACCUGUUCAACAGAUUCUCGCUUCCAGGUUGGUGUGGUGCUGGAUGGCUGGAUGCAUCCUGUGGAUGAUAAGAUCUUCUCAUCUCUGAAACAGCCUAUUCUGAUGAUUAACAUGGAGUCUUUUCAGUGGCCUGUAAAUAUCAAGCAGAUGAUGAGGCUACUGGAGGCUGGGGGUGAGGCAGACAGGAAUAUGAUCACCGUCAGGGGUACAUGCCACCAAAGUGUGACUGACUUCCAGUUCUUGUGCAACAAGGCCAUGGGACGAUUCAUGAACGUACGAUACAAACUUGACCCUUAUCUGUGCUUGGAGAUGACCUGUAAGGCCACCAUGGGCUUCUUGACUAAACACCUUAACCUUGAGAGCAUACCUAAUUAUCAGGAGAUCCUGUCUGGAGAGCAUGAUCUCAUCAUUUCUGGCACCAACGUCAAGUGGACCUAACUGUAGGCUCCAUGUGGACAUCUGUGCAGGAAAACAUCUUGACAAUGUGUCACCUUGUGCUGUGCAGCUUGAGGUUGCAGUCUGCUGUCGUACAGAUGUACUCCGAGUGCACUACCUUCAGUCAUACUAUACAAGUCAGUGAUAAUUGGUGACUGCAGUCCUUCUGUAGUCCAGUCAUCAUCAUCAGCAGCAGUAGCAGAAGCAGUUUCAAAUGACCAUUUCCAUGUUCAAACAUGGCAUGAUAUAUACCAAUACCAGCUUUCUGUAAAGUCAUUGAUAUACAUUCCCACUCUAGAGUGGCUUCAUUUUUACAAUAGCAGCUUCAUUGUGAGAGAACAUGUCCCACUCAUGUCAUUCUUCAUUGAGAGAACAUCUCACUUGUUUUAUGGACAUUGUGAGAGAAUGUCCCACUUGUGUCAUUCUUCACUGUAAGAGAACAUGUCCCACUUGUUUCAUGGAUAUUGUGAGAGAACAUAUCCCAUUCAUGUCAUGGACUCUGUGCUCCGCACUAACUCAUAUACACCAAAGGUACAGCUUACCACCGGGCACUCGAAUGGUGGUUUGCUAAGAACACUUAUAAAAUCUUAGCAGUUUAGGAUGUCCAUAAAUUUUACUUUGCUUGACUUCACUCAAACCUAUGAACAACCAAUAGGGUUCACUGAGACGGGAUCUCUUGCAUCCUGCAAGUAAUGAAGUCAGCUAAGCAGGGAUCAUUAAGAAUUUUUGGAUCUGUUUCGUACAACUAGCCAGCAUGGACCUAUUCUUCACAAAGCAGUUUGAUAGGGGGUGGGUGGAAAUGUCCUGAACUUAGCAGAAGCACCAGACUUGGCAAGCAAUUAAUGUGUGCAUGACUAAUUAAGUGAUCUCUCAUGAGGAGUACACUGCUAAACUGUCUGCCAUACAGAAGUAGUACAUUCUCACUGAAAACAUGCAGAAAUGAUUAGUUCCUUGUAACCACUCAAGCCAUGACUUUAUUAACAUGUUUGCUGGUAUGGCACUGCAGGAAAGAGACAUCAUCAGGACCCCUCAGCACAAAGCCAUCACUCAUACCUUCUGCUGCUUGCAUACACACACAUACUCAUGCACACACACACACACAAAUAAAUAGAAUAGUGCUUUAAUCGUAACUACCCACAUAGCCUAAUUCCUAACAUGAUGAUUAUUAUAGCAUUCAAGUGACUGGAUUCUGUUUUUGAACACUGAGGGAAGUUUGCAAGGUAAUCAAGAAAACGUGUUCACUGGUUUCUUUCUGCACAUGGCAUUACCAAGACAGUUAUCAGCUUCACAUCAUCCACCCUCUUGAAAUUAUGAUCACCUGUAGCCCCCUUCCAUCAAAAUAAUACUUCUCCCUCUAUUCCUUCUAUUGUUAAGACUUUUGCUAUUUUGCAUAAAAGCAAAAAGCAAAGAUCUUUAAAUCAUGGCUUUAUGGCUUGCCAGAGUCAAUGGAUUGGUUCUUCAGAUUAGUAUAUUUUUAUAUGCAGAGGAAACGAUUGAUACAUGAUGAGACUUGACUAGUUUCUGAGCGCUUUCUUUUCCUCUGAUGACUGAUGAGUGGUUGUUUUGUAAGUCUUGUAUAAUCAACAAGUGUGAAAUAAUUGGCACUGGCAUUAAUCUGUUGCUCUACUUAAUGUCUUCAACUUUCACAGUAACUUGUAUGUUCUGUUUGCAGCAUUCAUAAUUAUUACAUGUUCUGGUAUGUCUGUUGCAGGAUUUGUUACAUUUUUUAUUUUCUGAUUUUGGUUCUUGAAUUUUCUAUUACUGGAUCUUGCUGUGAUGUGAUUUUGUACUCAGUCCAGUUUUAUGUUAUCACUUCAUGUUUUCAUUUUAUCCUUAAACAUUUUUUUAAAUAUUUAUAUUGUAGAGAAUGGCAAAAAUUAUUCUCCAGAUAUUAGAAUAUUUGCCAAGAAUAACUUUCUCCACUUGAUCCAGCUGCUGAAUGGGUAUCUGGACCCAUAGAGGGUUGGAGAAGAAAAGGUUAGUAAGACAGUGAGGUAGAGAUUGGAACUACCUUCACAAAAAUACUGCUCUCAAGGUAGGAGCAGUUUCUAACCCCUCAUUUCUAAAUAAACUUGAGGUUACUUGACCCUUUUUAUAUAAGCAAUGAAUGGGAAAGUGACAUAAAUUAUGUGUUGUAAAUCACAACUUUAAUCCAUAUGUAUUUGCAAACUGCGAUUUGAACUUUUUCUUUUAAUUCUACAAAAUAUUGUUUCCACAAGCAAACUGUGAUACAAGCUGAAAUCAACGGUAUGUUUUUUUUAAUCUGUCAUGUUUUUUAAUGAUCUUUUAAUGGAAGUUUAUUGCAGUUCAGCUGCACAUACCAUGGUUAAUUUGCAAUCAUCACAUUUGGAUGAAGGUUUAUAAAGAUACCAACUGCUGCGAUUGCCUCCUUCAUGUCAAAUCAGGCUGUGCUUUUCUUAAAAAAUGCUUUGGGAGGGAUUUGUGAGUGUGGUUUUACAUGUGUAAAUUAAAAAUGACAGAUAAUUU